AAACCGAAAUCCUUCCUCCUAUAUCCCGAAAAAUUUAAUAGCCAAGUUCAUAAGUUUAAUACCUGGCUUUCUUUAAUUAAGGCUAAGCUACGAGUUAAUUAUAAAGCUAUUAGUAAUACUACUGCUCAGUUCUACUAUAUCUACCUUAAUCUAGAAUCACACGUUCAAGCUAUGGUUCUACCCUAG
This is a messenger RNA of Hyaloscypha bicolor E, 186 nucleotides long. RefSeq lists its product as uncharacterized. NCBI's taxonomy places the organism in Eukaryota, Fungi, Ascomycota, Leotiomycetes, Helotiales, Hyaloscyphaceae. The transcript has a single exon. The record is from RefSeq and is a predicted model, not a curated record. The annotation marks the transcript as partial.